AUGGCCUUCUGGCAAAUUCAUGAUUUUCAUGUGGGCGGAGGACAUUUGCUGCAGCUGUUUCCGCCUGUGACCUCCUGUCUCUUUCAAAACAAUCAAAUGGUGCCACCACUGGGGCGUAAUUCAAGAGUGGCGCCCGCCAAAACAAGACGAGGACCACAAGCACAAGUUUUAAGGCACGGCACUCGUGACGAGACGUGUGUCCACUCAUUGGCGAGGCACCUGAUUGAAGGAGGCGCGUGGUUUAAAGAAGAUCGACCGAAAGCCAUUAACAACUGCUGCAACACUAGUCGUGAACGAUCGGCAAAAGUUCGUUACAGAGCUGUCAACGGCACCUACAUGAAGGUGUCAAUGAAGUCAGCACGCGAUACCUUCUCCUAUGCCGCUCUAGGGGCCGGAUUGAACCCAGACAGAACACUGUAG
Molecule: messenger RNA, 420 nt
Organism: Echinococcus granulosus
Lineage: Eukaryota; Metazoa; Platyhelminthes; Cestoda; Cyclophyllidea; Taeniidae
Exons: 3
Coding region: 1-420 (139 amino acids)
Source: RefSeq, a predicted model, not a curated record